Molecule: messenger RNA, 1538 nt
Organism: Carya illinoinensis
Lineage: Eukaryota; Viridiplantae; Streptophyta; Magnoliopsida; Fagales; Juglandaceae
Product: probable purine permease 11
Exons: 2
Coding region: 374-1471 (365 amino acids)
Cellular component (GO): membrane
Molecular function (GO): purine nucleoside transmembrane transporter activity
Source: RefSeq, a predicted model, not a curated record
CAAAAUGUAUUAGGUAUUUCAAUAAUUUGAAGAUACCGACAAGUUCCGGAAGUUUCUUAAAAACCCACCAAAAACAAAAACACCCUAAAAAUUUUUGCAUCGGUGGCGCAGUUUGUUCUCACACCAUUUAGCACUUGUUCUUCGUUGGUCCAUCUUUUUGUACUGUACGUGUGGCAUAUUCUAAUUGAGCUUGUUCUUCACUUCAUCGAUGACAUUGGGCCAGUGAAUAUAACAGCAGCUCUGGAGGAGAUACAGAGAAAGAAUCGCGUGAAAUUUGUGUUACCCGAUACCCUCUUAAAACCUCCAUCUUUCUCGUAUUUAAUCUUCAUCGUCAGCUUUUGAGGGUCAGAUCCUUUCUUCAACCCCAGCGACCAUGCAAGAUAACCAAGAACCAAUGAUCAAAGAUGGAACUGUGACUACUCCGUUGCUAGUGAGAAAACUCAAUUGGUGGCAAUGGUGGUUUUUGAUGGCUCUAAACAUUUUUUUCCUUGUUGUGGGUCAAUCUGCUGCUGUUCUUCUUGGGAGAUUUUAUUAUGACCAGGGCGGCAAUAGUAAAUGGAUGGCUACUCUUGUCCAAACUCUUGCAUUCCCAAUCCUUUUCCUCCCUCUCUUUCUCAUUCCUUCGUCUCAGGAGCCUUCAACUUUUUCGGCCCCACCCAAAAUUACAAAUCUUGCCUUGAUCUACUUCUCUCUUGGAGUGCUUAUAGCUGGUGACAACAUGAUGUAUUCUUUUGGACUCUUGUACCUCUCUGCCUCUACCUACUCCCUCAUAUGUGCAACCCAAUUGGCUUUUAAUGCAAUUUUCUCAUACUUCAUCAACUCUCAGAAGUUCACUGCUUUAAUUCUUAAUUCUGUGGUUGUCCUCUCAUUAUCUGCUGCCCUGAUUGCAGUCAAUGAUGACUCUGAAGGACCAUCAGGAGUUUCUAAGUCAAAAUAUAUCAUUGGCUUCCUUUGUACUGUUGCAGCUUCUGCACUUUACUCUCUUUUGCUUUCCCUGAUGCAGCUUUCCUUCCAAAAGGUUCUAAAAAGGGAAACAUUUUCUGUGGUUUUGGAAAUGCAAAUCUACACAUCACUCAUUGCCACUUGUGUUUCUAUUGUGGGACUUUUUGCAAGUGGGGAAUGGAAGACUUUACAUGGGGAAAUGGAAGGUUUUGGUACGGGUAAAGUUUCCUAUGUAAUGACUUUGGUUUGUACAGCCGUGGCUUGGCAGGUUUGUUCCGUUGGUGUUGUGGGCUUGAUAUUUGUGGUGUCAUCUCUCUUCUCCAAUGUAAUUAGUACUGUCUCUUUAGCUAUUACUCCUAUUGCUUCUGUGAUAGUUUUCCAUGACAAGAUGAAUGGCAUCAAGGUAAUUGCCAUGCUUUUGGCUCUUUGGGGUUUUGCAUCCUAUAUUUACCAGAAUUAUCGUGAUAAUUCUACAGCAAGGAUAGCUCAAAAUGAUGUUAACGAAUCUCAAAAUGAUUAUUUAUCUUGAUUGUUUCUUAAUGAGGGAUUUGGAAAGACUGCCUAGAAACUGAAUACCAUGGGUGAUCUUUGGUCAA